AUGAAAUCAAAGAGGCUAACUAUGAGUGAACACAAAGGCCAUGAGCAAGUUGAACAUGUAGACGAUAUGGUUGAGUAUAUCAGCAAUCUACCAGAUUGUAUUCUUCAUCACAUUCUCUCGUUUAUGGACACCCAAGAAGUUGUAAAGACAUCCAUAUUAUCUACAAGAUGGAAGAACCUGUGGACUUCAAUCCCCAACAUUUAUUUUGAUGAUGACUUGUGUCCUGAGGUGACUUCCUUCAAGAACUUCGUGGAAGGAGUGCUUCGGUCACGGGAUUCAUCAGAUAUAAUAAAGUUUUCUCUAUCAUGUUGUGUUUUCUGUGAUGCAUCUCAAAUACAUUCAUGGAUUUCUUAUGCAAUCAUGCACAAUGUUAAGGAGCUUGAUCUUUGUCUAAUGGAAGUAGAUCCAUUUAUGAUUCCUUCGUGUAUGUUUAACAGCAGAUCAUUGGAGAUCCUGAAUAUACAGAUGCAUUGGGUUGAACUCCCGUCUCAUAUUUCUCUUCCUUGCCUGAAAACCUUGCACCUAUCUAUUUUCGAGUUCCUGGAUGAUGAUUAUGCAGAAAAGCUUUUCUCAGGUUGUCCAGUUUUAGAAAAUUUGGUUUUAUCAGAUUGCAUGUGGAUGUCUUUGGAGAACAUUGUUAUUUCCAAUCCCUCCUUAAAAAGUUUGAUUAUAAAUGACAAGUCAUUGUUUGGUCCACUUGAUGAUUUUGGUGGGUGUAAGAUCAAGAUUGAUGCAGAAAAUCUUACAAAUUUUGAAUACACGGGAUAUCUAUCGAACGAAAUUUUAUUGAAUAAUACAUCGAAUCUAGUCAAAGCUUGCAUUCACGUUUCUCCUCCUCCUAUAUGGUAA
This is a messenger RNA of Lactuca saligna, 849 nucleotides long. The record is from the annotation of a GenBank genome assembly. Lineage: Eukaryota; Viridiplantae; Streptophyta; Magnoliopsida; Asterales; Asteraceae.